Parasteatoda tepidariorum (common house spider) is the source of this 5634-nucleotide messenger RNA. NCBI's taxonomy places the organism in Eukaryota, Metazoa, Arthropoda, Arachnida, Araneae, Theridiidae. The record is from RefSeq and is a predicted model, not a curated record.
CAUAGGAGGCGAAAAACAAGAACAAAAAAUAACGUUAACGUAUUACGUGGAUUUCAGCAGCGCCGCUGUAAGGUUACCUCCUCACUCCCAAUGUCCCCGAGAAGCGCAUCUGCGCAAAUGCCAAACCAUCGAUCCAGCAGGUCGCCCGAUCGACGCAGGCCAGUAGAAAGAACAUCCCGAUUAUCUUUCCGUACUUUGUCGGUCACGGAUAAGUGGUAAAGACUAACCACUGGACUGACCCCUUUACUGAUAUCACAUCAUCAACAUAUUCCUAGAUCAAUCUAUCCCAAUUUCUGGUUUGGAGGACAGAGGACAUCAUCUUUUAGAGACUUCUGCAGCCUCCGUCCAAGGCACAACUUUUCUGGCAAUAAGUUCUCCUCUACAUUCCUCACUAUUGCUACUGGUUCAACUGUGCUCGAAUAGAGCAUGCUGCAGCAUUUCUGCCGCAGCAGCCAUUGAAACCAAUUGUCGGAAAAGCACUUUCGCCCAGUUUGAAAGCACCUUUCUCACUAUUUAUGCGCGAACAGUUGCUAUUUAUAGAAACCGGUGAGAGACCAGUACUCAAUGAUGAUAACGGCAAGUCCUCUCCAGCAGACUUUCAAGAUUACAUUUUUCUGAUUUGAUACAAUUUUUUUUCCGGCUGGAGUAAAAAAAGAAGUAGGGGAAGAAAUUUGGUUAAAAUAAAUUUUUCGUAUUUGAAUGGUGCUUGCAGUUUGGCGCUGGAAGUGGCAUUGCAGAAGAAGCAUCAGAAGGAAGCGAGCAAAGUGGGCAAGAAUGACUCCUAAAUCCGUUGAAGUGUUCUUGACUCGAAGCUGUUACGGUCGUCGUUGUGGACUGUUGUUCUUUUCUCUUUUUUAUCCUAUCUGUUAGUUGAAGUGAAUUUUUGCUCAUACACUGCCCUUUUACACUCGCUAUUGCAAGCUGAAGAAAUUUAAACAUACCAAUAAAAAGCUCACGAUUCAUCGCUAUGAUGUGCUGGAUCUACAUUGUACAAGUGUUCUUUUUUAUUAGUAGCCUGUUAAAAGGCUUCCACUGCCAACAACAAUAUAUUCGUGCUCGUCCAAACGACACAGAGAUAGCAACAAGCCAAAAUGUCGAGUUUCAGUGCCACGUUGCCAACAAAGAUGGACCUGUACAGUGGAACAAAGAAGGGAUAGUUUUAAUCCCUCCUCAAACAUUAUCGAUUAAUGACUUGCCUCCAGGAAACAACAUAGAAGUUCGGCAAGGGGACAAAGUAGUUCUUUAUUGCAAAGCAGUUGGUAGUAAACCUCCUACACAACUAGUUUGGUACAAAAAUGAUAACGAACUCUUUGAUGAGGAUGCCCAAAUGUCUUUUGACGAAGACAAACACCGCCGGUACACGACAACCAGCUCAAUUACUCUCUACCCGGGUGUGGACGACAAUGGUGCUAUCUAUUCAUGUGAAGCUCGUCACCCGGCUCUCGAGAGGUACCUCAGGUGCUCCGUCGCCAUAAAUGUACUGCAUGCUCCGGGUAUUCCUCAAAUAGAGGGAUACAUUGAGGGUGACGUCGUAACAUCAGGUGACACAUUAACUCUAGCAUGCAUAACACGAGGAGGUAAUCCACCACCACAUCUCAUAUGGAAACGAGGGAAUGUGCAAGUGGACGCAACAUAUACAGUCAGUGGUCACGUGACUACUAACAUACACACAUUUAGAGUUGAUGCGUCCGACAACAAUGGUGUCUAUCGUUGUGAGGCUUCCAGUAUCAUGACAAAAGAGCCAAUCGCUGCCUCAGUAAAGCUGAGUGUUCACUUUCCUCCUUCCAAUGUAAAGCUGAUAGGACCUUUAGUAGCAAAGAAAUCAGAUACAGUUACGAUGACGUGCUCAACUGAGGCUAGCAAUCCUCCGUCCCAGAUCACGUGGGUUGUUGAUGGUUCAAGGGUGGUGGGUGGAGAGUCAGUCACAAACAGAGUGGCUGAUGGAUGGGUUACUGCUUCCAAUCUAACCAUCACUCUCACUAGGCAGGAUCCAGAUGUGAAAUCGUUUUCGUGUUAUGCUGAGAAUCCACCGGUGCGGAAGAAGACAUUUCGAACGCACAAGUUAACAGUAACCUCAGAUCCGCCUCAACCACCAACGAUUCUGGGUUAUGAAGAAGGACAACCACUGAAAGUUGGAGAGCUGCAGACCUUCAACUGCGUCUCCCUGGGGGGUAAUCCACCAGCAUCACUCAAAUGGUUCAGAGGUGACAGGGAGAUAAGCACACCGACUGUAAAAACUGGAAGCGGCGUUUCCAGUGAACUCGUCAUCAGGGUGGAUCCCAGUGAUAAUGGUAUGCUCUACAAAUGUGAGGCUAAUAACACUGCCACUCAGCUACCACUGGUUGCCUUCAUUAAAACAGUCGUAUUUUUUCCACCUUCAAAUGUAACUAUCACUUUGAAACCUUGUGAUCCUAAAGCUGGAGAUGAGGUAACGUUAACAUGCUUAUCAAGUGGCAGUAAUCCAUUAGCACGAAUCACAUGGAAGAGAGAUGGACGUCAUGUACGAGACCAUACAGAAGAAACUCUAAGCGCUGAUUUUGGUGCUAUUUCAACGAGGAGUGUUUUAACAUUCCCCGUCACGUCUGCAGAUGACAAAACUAUAUUUGAAUGUAAAGCAAAGAGCGAUGAUCUUCCAGCUGUCAUUACCAACGUUACCAUAAGAGUGAGGCACAAACCAGAGUUUCCAGAACCUUAUCAAAGGGUGGACGUAGCCGAAGGUACAAACGCAACAGUGAAUAUCAGUGUCAAUGCUUAUCCUGACGUGGCAUGGUUUUCAUGGACAAGGGAUUCUUCGUUGAUCCCUCCGAUGUCAGAAAUGGAUGAUCAUCUACACCGAGUUAUGUCUUCCGGGCCUGUACUCUACAUAUUGAACGUGGCGAGAAAAGACGCUGGCACCUACAUUUGUAUGGCUGAAAACGAAGAAGGAACUUCAAAUGCAACUAUAAUUUUGAACGUGCAAUAUCCUGCUGUUGUGACGAACAUUACUACAAGGGUGCUUGUUGCUGAAGGCGAGAAUGCAUACUUUGAGUGCAGCAUAUCAGCCAAUCCAAUAAUCCCGGAUAUGAUACGCUGGAGCACGAAAGGCGGGGCGAUCAUUUUAAGAGAAAAUCAGCAAUUUACUGAAAAUGGUCGGUCUUUACUGACACUUUUCAAUGUCUCCAAACAAGAUUCGGGUACUCUGGAAUGCGAAGCUUUUAAUGGAAUUGGUGAACCCGAUAUAAAAAUAGCUCAUUUGAUUGUGCAAUACAAACCCACAAUUGUUCGAAAUCUCGUUAACCCUAAAGUAGCCACCGAACUCUCAUCAACUGUUGAGCUUCGGUGCAUUGCCCUUGGAGACGGCAAUGUCACUUUCGUCUGGUCUUUCAAUAGCACAGUCAUCAUACAGGGUCUCGAUAUCGGACGCUAUAACAUACGUGCGGCCGAGGCUGGAGAUCUGCAGUGGUGUAGCGUUCUUACAAUUAAGCGUGUAAGGCCAGACGACUAUGGAGAAUACACCUGCGUCGCGAAAAAUCAUCUAGGUUAUGAUUUCGUGAAAUUUUCUCUUAGCAAAAAAGGUAAAAGAAGAAGGUUCAUCCCAGGUUUCGUAACACUUUCAUUCUAUUGUCUUUUCUUAUACUCUUCAAAGUGUUUUAUAGGGAGCAAAAAAAUAAUUGUUUCUGGAAGAAUAGAUACUUUUGUUUUUUCAGGAGCUCCUGAGCCACCAAAGGAAUUGAAAGCUAUGAACGAAUCCACCGAUUCAAUCACUUUAGUUUGGUCUCCUGGUUUUGAUGGUGGAUCUGAUCAAAACUUUCGAAUUCGGUUCAAAAAAUCCGACGCCUCAACGUAUAAUUACAAAGAAGCGCCAACAAAUACUACUUCCGUCACAAUUACUGGUCUCGAACCAGGUGCACAGUACGACUUUUUCAUUGCUGCUUACAACAACAUUGGUGAAAGUGCCUAUGCAGAAAAUGUUUUGACAGUUUCUACACGCGAAGUGAAGGUGGAAGUUACAACAAAAAAGCCAAAGACUUUCGCCGAGAAGGAAAUUGAACGAAAAAGAGGAACAAAAAUGUGGCUUAUAACUUCCAUUUUAGGAGGAGUAUCUUUUGUAGUAUCUUGUAUAAUGUGCGUUUGCUUCGUAUGGAAGAAGUGUUCUCUUAUCACAUCUGAAGUGAUCAUCCCAAUUGCUCAACUACAGGCAGCUCAGGAAGAAGCCUUCUCAGAAGUUGCUCAAAAUCGCCUUUUAAUACAACCAGAGCCAAAACAAACAGCUCCUUUACAGGUUGGAAUUCAGAAUGAAACUACCCAAGAGCAAGUGCAACUCAGAGAUAUUCAGCAAGCAGAGCAAAGAGCACCUAGCUGGGAGGAAACAGCUCGUAAUGAGUAUAACAGAACAAGAUCAUUGAGUUUCGAUAGAAAGUGCUAUGAAGAAGGAGCAGUAAAAGAAAUUGUUGGCUCUGUCAAUAAUCUUCAAGCAACUGCAACAGCGGAACCCGCUAAGAAACCUGAAGAAACCCCGAAGUGCCUUGGUGAGACGAAGGUAAAAACAAAGGGGUCAGACAUCCGAAUCCGUCGAAAAAAAAAGGCUGUUGAAUUUCAAUUCCAGGAGCCAUCCGAUUUGUCGUCAUCUCCUCGCUCAACAAGCCCUGAAAGCCCACGCUAUUCAUCGACCACAUCUUCGGAGUCCUCUGAUACAAGGAGCUCAGUGUAUCACGAGAAAACAUCGCUCCAUUCCCUGCACUCGUUGCAUUCUUUGCGCUCUUUGCAUUCUUUGCAUUCGCUCAGGAGUACUCUUUCACUUUCCAGGAGCGCAAAUCUUAGGGGUGAAGGGAAAGUCAUUAUCGUGCCAGAAUCUCGAGGUCUGGAAUACAUAACAGUGAAGCAUUCACAUCCCAUUGUGCUCAUUAAUAUUGAAAGCGCUGCAAGUUGCCAUCAUUUGCCUAUGCCGCCGGAAACAUGACAGCGGGCUCAAACUUUAGCUUUAGAUUUAUCAGGUAUGUCAUCAUCAGCGUGUCCCGUCCCUGAAAGACAGCUCACAUUGCGUUUCACUUGAGUGAUUAUCCUAUAGCCACUCCACUCUUUUUAGCCUUCGGUGUCUGCUCUAAUGGGCCUAACAUCGAAAGAAAAUCUAUCCCAAAAUAAGUGCCUCUGUAUACGAGUAUUACACCAGUUAUACUUUGGUGGGAAAAAUGUCGUAGUGGAAUUGAUAUGGAUUUGACUACAGUGGAGGCUUUGCAAUCACCAGUCACCAUGAUCGGCUCAAAUACUGGUGCAUACUACAUAUAUUAAAGAAUUACUUGCAAGUAUUUAUGCAUAAGUCAAAUACAUCAUUAGACGCUAAGAUGCAUUUGAAAUAGUGAAGAACAAUUUACACGAUACAAUUUACUUCAUUAAGAUGUAAAUUUAGUAGAGAGACAACCUUAAUUUGUAUCAAUUUUAAAUAGGAGUAAUAAGAAAUUGUGUAUAUUGAUAUAUAUGGUUCCAAACUCUUUUAAUUGUAUAAUUUUUUGAAAAUGUUCCUACGUGAAAGUUGACUCUAAUGUUAUUUUUUAAAGAAACUAUGCGUUGAUGUGUACGUAUAGUCUUUUUGCAUAAAAAAAACUAUACGUUGAAUUGUACGUGUAGUUAUUUUCUUUAAAAAAAACUAUACGCGGA